This is a messenger RNA of Tachysurus fulvidraco (yellow catfish), 1526 nucleotides long. RefSeq names its product CLN6 transmembrane ER protein a (gene cln6a). Lineage: Eukaryota; Metazoa; Chordata; Actinopteri; Siluriformes; Bagridae. The record is from RefSeq and is a predicted model, not a curated record. The coding region runs from base 145 to 1038 and encodes 297 amino acids. The transcript has 8 exons.
GGUCAGUUAGAUUAUGUUCAGUAACGUUUUAUUACUGUCGUUAACCGGCCACCAGAGGGCGCAAGUUCAAGCACCUAAAAUUCCCUUAAGAAGGUAAAGCAGAAAGGGAGGAACAACAACACCCAGAACUAGCGGAUGUGAGAAAUGAUCCGUAAACGGACACGAGGACCGACGCCGCCACAUUUAAGCAUGAUAGGGAGAGAAAAAACAUCUCCUCCACCUGCUCAGUCUCAGUUCCAUCUGGACCUCUGGUUCUCUUUCACACUACAGAACUGGAUCCUGGACUUCGGGAGGCCGAUAGUGAUGAUUAUAUUACCUCUAGAAUGGUUUCCUUUGAACAAGCCCAGUGCUGGAGAUUACUUCCACAUGGCCUACAACGUCAUUACACCGUUUCUGCUGCUGAAGCUGAUGGAGAGAAGUCCUACAACGCUGCCUCGCACUGCCGUGUACCUGAGCAUCAUCACCUUCGUCAUGGGCGCCAGCAUCCACCUGGUGGGAGACUCGAUCAACCACCGCCUGAUCCUCAGCGGCUACCAGCUCCACCUGUCCGUCCGAGACAACCCCAUCAUGAAGGACCUGAAUCCUCCCUCACUGAUCGACUCCUUCGAGCUCCUUUAUUACUACGAUGAGCAUUUAGGACACUCCAUGUGGUACGUCCCGUUCUUCCUCAUCCUCUUCCUCUUCUUCACGGGCUGCUUCACACAAUGCAAAGAGGAGAAGAUGCCGCAUUCGGGUUGGCUGCUCCUGGGUCCUAGUGCCCUCUAUUACUGGUACCUGGUGACAGAAGGACAGAUUUUCGUGCUGUACAUCUUCACGUUCUUCGCCAUGGCUGCCACAGUAAUGCGGCAGAAACGAAAAGGCUACGUGUUGGACAGUAACGGCCGCUUCCUGCUUUACAACUUCAUCAUCACGCUGGUCCUGGUGAUCGUUUGGGUCGUCUAUCUGUGGAACGAUGCUGUCCUGCGCAAGAAAUACCCCGGGAUCAUCUACGUACCAGAACCGUGGUCUUAUUACACGUUGCACAUUAAGGGCAGUUAGUGGGAGGUAACAGGAAGUCGGUUCAACGACCGUAACGUAUUCAACGGAAAUCUUCGGUUCUAGUCCACGUUAAAGGACCAGUAAGCAGUGUUUGUAAUGUUUUGCUAUGCUCAGAUUCAGAUCAGCCAAUCGCACGCGUCCGUGAGCUCACGCAGACAGAACAGAUUCAUCUCCACUACCAGAUCGGCUUCAUUUAAGAAACGAUAUAUAUUAAAAAAAAAAGUCAGAUUAAAGGUUUAGUCAUUUGAAAAUAUUAUUAUUACCUUACAUCAGAUAGAAUGUUACUUAUCGCCGCUUUAAACCCUGCAGGUGCUUUAAUUCCAGCAGGUGAUUCAUUUGUCCUAAAGAUGGAGUUACUCAUAUUGCUAUACUAAAAAGAUGAAAAGAUGUGAACUCCAUGUGAUCUUUUGCAUCUAUACAUCUGUUUGACUGUAUAUUUAUAAUCACACCCUCCAGUGUCACCCAGAUGAGGAUGAGGAUGAGGUUCC